AUGCGCUAUUUGACUUCUGAUCUUCAUUCUUCUCGUAUCAUCACGCAAUUGACUGAAAGCAAAGGAUAUCCAUGGAAAGAAUACAAAGUGAUAAUUCCAGAUGGUUAUAUUCUUGGUGUAUAUCGAUUCCCACGUGGCCGAAACGCGUCGACUGCUUUCACAGUAGGUCCGCCUGUUUUUCCGCAACACGGUCUACUCAAUUUGGGAGCAACUUGGGUAAUUAUUUUUCCCGGUCAAAACCUUAGUUUUAUAUUGGCUGCUGCCGAUGACGAUGAAGAAUUCUGGGAUUCCAAUUAUGAUGAAAUGGCUCAUCUUGAUCUACCAUCAAUGAUUUACUUUGUUUUAAAUGCGACGAAGCGAACACAGAUCGGCUAUGUCGGUCAUUCACAAGGUGGAAUGAUUGGUUUUGCUGAAUUCGGUCGUCUGGAAAGUACCAUGAAAAACAAUGUUAGCUUUUGGAUAGUAUUCACUCCUGCAGGUCGUCUCGGAAAUAUCCAGCCGCCGAUUCGAUAG
Adineta ricciae is the source of this 513-nucleotide messenger RNA. Lineage: Eukaryota; Metazoa; Rotifera; Eurotatoria; Adinetida; Adinetidae. The record is from the annotation of a GenBank genome assembly.